UCUUGCAAUAUUUCGAAAACUCUCUCUCUCUCUCUUGCGCGAUUUCUGUUUCGAAAUUUUCAGAAAAUUGAACCCAUUUUCCUUGCAAUUUUGGUAUCUCUCCAUGGAUCCAAGAACACAUAUGCCUUCUGCUUCGUCUUCAUCUGCGUCUCAGGCCGAUUCAUCGCCUUCAUCGUCGGAGAAAGAUCUCCCAUUAGAAACGCUUCCAUUUGUUUACAAAUUCGAAGACAUUCAGUUUUCUUCGAAGAUCAAUACGAAGUGUUAUCCGUAUGAGACAUUGAAGACGCUUAAAGAAAUACUGACACAGGAUGAAUGGACAUACUUCGAGAAAGAAUCACAGUUCCAACAUCUAUUUCAUGCGCAAUGGGAUCCCCAGCUAAAGAUGGCACCUGCGGGAGUUCUCAUUAACCGCUCUGUUAAAGCGGAAGACGAGAAGGAAUUGUGGUUCGUGCUCAAUGGUGUGUCCGUGAGGUACUCAAUCAUUGAGCAUGCACUUAUAUGUGGUUUGAAGUGUGGGAAAUAUCCAGAAGGAUGGGAGAGCUUGAAAAAGAGUGAGUUCAGGAAAAAGACUUCCGGACGUAAGAAGGUUUGUUUGAAUGAUGUGGUGGAGAAAUUGAGAUAUAUGUCACCCCAGAGGGCAGCAGAUCGUAAGAGAUUGGCUAUUGUAUGCUUGAUGGUCGGAAUCUUGGAUCAUGCCCUGUCAUCCGAACAAAUCAGCCAUGAUUUGUUCGACAUGGUUGAUGAUUUACGUUGCUGUGAACGAUUUUCGUGGGGUCGAUACAUUUUUGAUCGAAUAGUUGAUCAAGUGCGAAAAAGUCUCGGUGCGAAACCAAAGACAAAAUGGCAUUGCCCGGGGUUUAUAAUCCCUCUGAUGUUGUUGCCUUUUGAGUGCAUUGAAAGCUUGGGUGCCAACGGGUGGUAUACAGAUGUUUCAGGUGCAGACCCAAGCUGUCCUAGAAUGUGCAAGAGGGUAAUCAAACCCGGGCUUAGAUGGACCUUCCCUGCUGUAAUGGAAAAGAUUGGAAUUGAAUCACAGGGUAUUAAAAGUAUUCUACAAGUGGGAAAGGAUGAAGAAGCACUUCUGUAUGAUCUGGAGGAUUACAAGGGAAGUAGUGAUCCAAAGAUCAGUGUAUGGAUGCAACAUUUGCAGUUGAAUCCGCAAAGUAUCUGUUGGGAUAGCAUCCGUGAGCUUGAUGCCAGAUGCAGAGGUUCUUUGAAAAAGGGAAAAGCUAAGAUAGUUGAAGAAGAUGAUGAUGAAGUAGAAGAAGAACAAGAAGAACAAGAAGAGAAUCAAGAAGAAGAGACUCGGGUUGAGGGUGAACCUCCAAGAAUGCGAGGAUCCACAGUUUCAAAAGUGGAUGCAUUAGAGAAGUUCAUUAAACAGGAGAUCAGUGCAUCCGAGGCCAGGAUCAUUGAUCACAUGGGUCAAGCGAUCCAAGCAUCUGAGACGAGGUUAAUUACUUGUCUAAAAGAUAUUCUGAAACAGUCUGGUCAUUUCUCUGCGAACUAUUCGUAUAGAGUGCAACAUAGGAAUGAUGAAGUGUGGGGGGACACUGCAACUUCUAAAGACCAUGCUGGAGAAACGGAUGUUUUUAUGGAUGUCCCUCAAACUGGGAAUGUUGAUGUGGAUCUCCGUGAAACUGUUGAGAAAGGUGACAAGGUUGCCGAUGAUGAUGUGGAUCUCCCUCAAGCUUUUGAGCAGGGUUCUAAGGCUGACAAUGCUGAUGUGGAUAUCCCUCAAGCUUGUGACGAGGGUUCUAAGGGUGGGAAUGAUGAUGUGGAUAUGCCUCAAGCUUGUGACGAGGGUUCUAAAAGUGGGAAUGAUGAUGUGGAUAUCCCUCAAGCUUGUGAGGAGGGUUCUAAGGGUGGGAAUGAUGAUGUGGAUCUCCCUCAAGCUUGUGAGGAGGGUUUAGUGGUUGGGAUUGUUGAUUUGAAUCUGCCUCAACCUGAAACCCCAAAGGAAGUCCUUCAGGCAGUCCCAUCUGAAACCCCAAAGGAAGUCCCUCAAGCAGAAGGUAACUCUAGCUCUGAAACUUCACCACUCAGAUUUCGUUUGAAAAGAAAACAAAGACAAGGGCCGGCAAAAAGAAGUCGAUACGUUGAACCAGAAUCGAGUGAACCCCCUGCAAAGAAUAAACGUUACAAGACACUUGUCAGAGGUAGAGGAAGAACGGGAAGGGGGAGAGGAAGUAGUAGGCGUACACAACAGCAGGAAGAACCAAAGAAACCGGAAUCAGAAGGCGAAGAAGCUGAGGUUGCAUACUUUGUCUGGCAACCUGAAGGAGUUAAUGGUGACAACCUCGAAAGGACGGCAUCCUUUCUUUCAUCGUCCACUCUAAAAGCGAGUAUUCUUUGGAAAUUUAUGAAUAUGCCCCGAGAGAAAAGGAUAUGGAAGUCUAAGUUGAAUGCAACUAGAGAUUCAAAGUUUUUUGAAACUAUUUUGGAGAGCGAGAAAUGGCUCACAGAUGAGCAUAUAGAAGAGGCAUUGUGUGCGUUUCGGUGCAACUAUUUGAAGUACUCCAGUAGAACCGUGCUCUCUAACUGUUGCAUAUGUGAUCUAUACUUCUCGGAGACCAUCAUGCGGUGGGAAGAGAGUGGGAACUUGUCCAAGCUGAGUUGUCUUGAGAAAUACUUCUCCGGUAAACGCCCAAUUGGAGGAGGUGUACGUAAGCCGUUGCAGAAGUAUGAUGUUCUUCUAACUGUUGUGAACAUCCCUUCACCCGCAGACCCCAAGAUUCCCUAUCAUAGGGUUGCCAUUAAAGUGGAUUUCAGGGACAAAGUACUUAAGGUAUACAACUGUCAACCGAGACUACUGGAGAACAUGGAUAAGGUUGCUAAUAAGUUAGCUAUUCUCAUACCGCAUGCAUACGUCCUUGCUAAGACGAAAUUGUUUCGUAAAGGGGAUUUGCUUGAGGUUCAGUACAAGAUUGGACUUCAUGAAAAUGCAACAGGUUCUGAUUCUGGUGUCUAUGCUGCAAAAUACGUGGAGGGAAUAAUGUUGAACAAGGCAGCAGAAUUCAUGUCGAUAUGCGAUGGGACCAUACCAAUGAUCCGUGAAAAAUUGGCUAUCGAUAUAUUUUGUAAUGGUAAAUUUGUAUGAACUGACCCGUUAUUUAUUGUGAACCCUUUCGUAGUUUGUAAACUUAGUGAUUGUAAACUCUUUCGUAUUUUGGAUUAUACUUUGACUUGGAAAUA
Tarenaya hassleriana is the source of this 3195-nucleotide messenger RNA. RefSeq lists its product as uncharacterized. The coding region runs from base 104 to 3100 and encodes 998 amino acids. The record is from RefSeq and is a predicted model, not a curated record. NCBI's taxonomy places the organism in Eukaryota, Viridiplantae, Streptophyta, Magnoliopsida, Brassicales, Cleomaceae. Gene Ontology annotation, biological process: proteolysis. Gene Ontology annotation, molecular function: cysteine-type peptidase activity. The transcript is spliced from 6 exons.